GGGGGUGCAGAUCCCCGGGGCCUGGGUCUGCAUCUCCGGCCUGGGGAGCCCGGGGGUAGGGGGCAGCUCGGAGGGAGGGAGAGAGGGAGGCUCACGGGGUGGCCACGGUGGGCAAGGUCGGGACCUGCCUCCUCGGGUAAGAGCCACCAUGGACGGGAGCAGCUGGGUGUGCACCGAACAGCUCAGGAAGGCCUCGAAUUCACAGCGAUGCUCCUGCUUCCUGAAUGCCGCGAUUUGGCGCUGUACCAUUGUACCAGAGCUCUGGAGUCGGGGGAAGAUGGGGAACAGCAAGAGCCUGUUGGGGCAGAAGCUCUGCUCUCAUUUCCUCCCCGAGGAACAGGCCGAGGUGGACAGGCUGUUUGAUGCCCUGACAUCUGGUAAAGGCAACGCCCCCGGGACCUUCUCUUUGGAGGCUCUAAAGAGCCACGUCGGGGAGGCUCUUCCUCCAGAGAUGGUCACCAGACUGUAUGACAGCAUGCGGAGGGUUGAGCUGACCCAGAAAGCGCUCAGCGGCAGCAAGAGUGUUUCCCGGGAGCAGCUCACAGUGUCGCUGUCCUAUGUGCUGAAAGGGAAUUCUGAGGAGAGGAGCCAUGUGAUUCUGAAAAUGAUUUCUGCUACAGAUGGUCCUGUGAAAGCCAGUGAGGUCCAGAAGUUCACAGAGGACCUGGUGGCAUCGGUGGUACAUGUGCUGGCCCACAGACGGGAGCUGCGAGGCUGGACUGAGAGGAAAGCCACGGUGGCCUCCAGCGUGCAGGCUUCGGCUGCACAGCUGCUCUCAGAGCUGAAGUUUCAAGAUGGCCAGAAGUUUCUGGGGGCGCAGUGCCUGGACCGGGAUUGUGACCGAGCCGUGAUCGAAGACUGGGUGUUCCAUGUGCCCCACGUGGCCACGUUUCUGAGUGUGGUCGUCCACAGGGGCCUUCUCCUUGGCUCAUCCCUCGACCUGGCCACAUUGGUCCCCGAGCGCCAUGUGGACCAGGGGAGGCAGUUUGAGAGCAUCCUGGACCUGCCGUCCGUCAUCUAUCUCAACUCCCAUCUGGCCGUGGAGCAGCAGCACCAGUGGCACCUGCUCUUCUCCACACAGCUCCACGGGCAGAGCUUCUCCCAGCUGUGCGGCCACAUCACGCACCGGGGGCCCUGUCUGGUUGUCCUCGAGGACAGCAAGGGCCACGUGUUCGGGGGCUUCGCCUCCUGCUCCUGGGAGGUCAAGCCUCAGUUUCAAGGGGACAACAAAUGCUUCCUGUUUUCCAUUGCCCCCCGCAUGGCCGUGUACACACACACGGGUUACAACGACCACUACAUGUACUUGAAUCACGGGCAACAGACCAUGCCCAAUGGACUGGGCAUGGGUGGGCAGCACCACUACUUUGGACUGUGGGUAGCUGCUGACUUCGGGAAAGGGCACAGCAAGGCCAAGCCCAUGUGCACCACCUACAACAGCCCACAGCUGUCCGCCCAGGAGGACUUCCAGUUUGAUAAAAUGGAGGUGUGGGGGCUCGGGGACCCCUUAGAGGCGCAUCUGGUCAAGGACAAGAAGAGCAUCCUCGACUCCGACCCCGGGGCCCAGAUCCUGUUGGAGGCCAGCGGGCGAGCUCGUCACAGUGAGGGGCUCCGAGAAGUCCCUGAUGACUAAGGCACUGAUGGCUGAGGAGCCCCCCUGAACAGUGGACUUCCUGGAACCAGAGCGGGACUCCCCAGAUAUGUGGCAAACCCCUCCCUGUUGGGUAGGUGGAGGUCCUCAGACCACCUCCCCCACUGGAUUAACUUUAAUGUAGAGCCACAUGGUCAUACUGACGCCAUGCAAGAAAAAAAAUCCCUCUGAAGCCAUAAUUGCUGGGGUUCACCUCCUGGGAGCUCCAAGUGUCUGACCAUCUAUCUGAUCAGUACCUCACUCUUGUACACGAUGAACCCUGCUGGAGCUGGUGGGGUUCAGAACAUGAGUUCUAGCCUCAUGAGGAGGCUCUGCCCACUGGGGGACACUUGGUCUUUCCCCUGGGAUCCCAGUGAGUUCCUCAGUGACCCACUGUGCCUGGGAAGGACAGAGAAGCUUGGUGAACACCUUGGUACUUUAUGGGAACGAAGCUGGUAUGGGAUUUCUGGGUUUGCAGCUGAGGAUCUGAAGAUGGUGUCCCUUGGUGUGGGGGUCCUGGGGUUUGUCAUGGGCUCCUGUCUAGCUGACUCGGGUCUUUUGAAAUGAAUGUGAUAAGCAAAUACGGAAACUCCAUAUUCCGAGGGGCCAACCCAAGCGUGGGGCACUGGAAGACCUAGGGUCUGGGAGCCAUUUGAUGGAUGCCUAGGACCCUUCCCAGAAGUCAGUGGUGGGUGAGGUUGAGCCCUGGCCUGGAGUGUAAGCCUCCAGGGACGGCCUCUAAGGCCAUAGCAUAGGGCUACUUCCAGAAGGGUGCUGGGUCAUCCAGCACUGCAGACUCACUUUAGACAGACUCCAGGGCCGUUUACAGAGUUGCUGUCCCCCACCCGGCACACACUGUGAGGCGUUGCAGCCAUGGGAGUGGCUGUGGGCUCCUAAGACUUCUACCUCUUCCUUUGCCCUUUGCUAUAAACUUGGACCCUUAACAGAUCUGAUAAAACCUUUGAUUAUUCAGUUUGCCUCAGAAGCCAUAGCAAGUGAAAUGCACAUAUUUUUGCCGAUUCUUUUUUCUCCCAGGAGGCUCAUGGGAUAGUUCACAGAACAGUCCUGACGACAGCAAGUCUGGGGUGUUCCCCUUCAGGAGAAAAGUGUGGUCUCGGUGCAUGGGGGUGGGGUGGGCACUGGUUGCAGAAAAGGGCUUAUUUCAGUUUCCCUGGUAAGAAGCCAGCUUCCAAUGGAUGGAGAUAGAACAUACUAGAACCUUCUAACCACCCACCCUGGCUUCACGGGAUUAGGUCACUGGUGGUCACUUGGCUGUAGUGUUAUUUGUGAAACGCAGUUUGUGUUCCUCACUGGUUGUUGGCCUGUGCUGCCCGUGGCUUGGUGUGACGCGUUGCCAUCAUGUGUGGCUGCUGGGGAGGUCAUGGCCCCGUUCUUCUUGUGCCCUUGCAAGUGUGUGGCUCACAGACAGGCACCACCUGCCCCCCAAGCAGCACUGGAAGACAGCAGCCCCGCAGGUGUUGGCUCACAUGGUGCAGUCCUCUUCUGGGGGCCAGGUGGCGGUGCUCAGGGCUUUGCCUGUCCGUACAUACACCUAUCACACACUUGUCAGCACACAAGUCAGUGUGGGGCGUUAGCUAACUUGCUGGGGUCUGAGAAACUCAUGGUCUCUCUUUCAUAAAAGAGGAGUGUAGUGUUUAAAAUAUUUUUAUGUGUAUGAGUGUGCUGCCUGCAUGUAUGUAAGUGCACCCAUGUAAUACAGAGCCCACGGAGGUCAGAAGAGGCCGUCGGAUCCCCUGGAACUGGAGUUAUGGACAGUUGUUAGCCGCUAUGUGAGUUCUGGGAAUCAAACCCGGGUCCUCUGCAAGAGCAUCCAGUGCUCUUAACCACUGAGCCAUCUCUCCAGCCCCAAGGACUCUACUGUUUUGUGAACUGGAACAAGAAUUCAGCAGUAAGGGCCAGAGACCUCCCUACAAGUCAAGGCUGGUCCUAGCCCAGAAGGUACUAGAAGGUAAAGAACAUGGACAGUGUUGCAAACGUGACUAUUCUUGUUUCCCACCCUACACUUCUAUUUAGAGGGUGCUUAAUACCUGUGUACGUGGUGAAAGAGCUGAGAGAGGACAUCCCUGGAGAGCCACGUCUCUCUGCCCUCGAGCUCCCGACUCUGCACCCUGGAGCGUGGCUGUGUUUGCACAUGCUCACCACAGAAGUGUAACUAAACCCCAGACCUUGGCUUUUUGAGACAGGGUCUCCUUUGUAGUCUGGCCUUGCCUUGGACUCACGACCCCCCGCCUCUGCCUCCUGAAUGCUAUGAUGCAGCUGCCUGAGGUGUGACUGUUAUUUUCUCCAUGUUGAUGGCUCCUUCCUCUUUUUAUCCCUCUUACAACCAAGCACCCAUUUACCAUGUUCACGCCAGCGCUAUGCGAAGAUCCAGAGUCUACUGAC
Molecule: messenger RNA, 4030 nt
Organism: Nannospalax galili (Upper Galilee mountains blind mole rat)
Lineage: Eukaryota; Metazoa; Chordata; Mammalia; Rodentia; Spalacidae
Gene: Meak7
Product: MTOR associated protein, eak-7 homolog
Exons: 9
Coding region: 149-1630 (493 amino acids)
Biological process (GO): TOR signaling
Source: RefSeq, a predicted model, not a curated record